Messenger RNA from Drosophila navojoa, 1100 nucleotides. Its product is annotated as phosphoglycolate phosphatase. Gene Ontology annotation, molecular function: phosphatase activity. Gene Ontology annotation, cellular component: cytoplasm. Lineage: Eukaryota; Metazoa; Arthropoda; Insecta; Diptera; Drosophilidae. The record is from RefSeq and is a predicted model, not a curated record.
CAUAAUAUUAAAAAUCACGAUGAUUCGCUGAGUUCGCGCUCAGUUAAGAAACAAACACACACCAAAGCAGGCAGCAGUGUCGACUCGUUCGCGACUAUAGAAUGUUCCGAGCUAACGCAAUUAACUUGCUAGAUCUCCAGCCUGAACAGGUGAACAGCUGGUUGCAAGGCUUUGAUACAAUUAUCAGUGAUUGCGACGGUACGCUGUGGCAUGAUGACAAGGCUAUAGAAGGUGCCGCCGAAGUGUUGAAUGCCUUGCAGAGCCGUGCCGGCAAACGCGUCUAUUUAAUAACAAAUAAUGGCCUAAAGACGCGCCAUGAAAUUUGGCAGCGAGCUCAACGUCUGGGCUUCCAGUUGCCCAAUGAGUCGCAUAUCAUCUCACCCACGCAAACAAUCGUCGAUUAUCUGAAACAGCACAUGACAAGCGACCAGCGGGUCUAUGUGGUUGGAAAUGCGGCUAUUGAGCGAGCACUAACUGAAGCGGGCAUUCAAAGUUCUGGCGCUGGCACACCAGAGCUGCUGCAGCCGAAUGACAAGUGGCAGGACUUCGUAAAUCGGGAGUUGAAGCAGCCAGCAGCGACUGACAAUGUGGGCGCCGUCGUUGUUGGCUGGGAUGAACAUUUCAGCUACUGUAAAAUGGCCCGCGCCUGUCACCUGCUGUGCAGUAACAAAGAGUGCGCCUUCCUCGUGACCAAUAAGGAUGCGGUGCACAAGUAUCCGUCUGUUCAUAUACCCGGAACUGGCGCCUUUGUUGCUGCAAUUGAGACGUGUUCGGCGCGCACGGCACUGGAUAUGGGCAAACCGAAUCCCUUGGUGCUGGAGCCGUUGCUCAAUGCAGCUGCCUUGCAGCCCGAACGUACACUAAUGAUAGGUGAUUGCUGCAAAGUCGAUGUCAUCUUUGCCAGAAACUGCAAUCUGCAAUCGCUUUUAGUGGGCACUGGCAGCUAUCAAUUGGAGACUUUGCAUGGGAAUCCCGAGCUGCCCAAACCAGAUGUUUAUCUGCCCCAAUUGGGCAAUCUAUUGUCGUAUAUUUGAGCCAUUUACGCAUUGUCAAUAAAGCGUAUCGACGAGUGCUAAUCAAUAUCGGAUAUGAUAGCUUAA